AUGGGUAAACAAUAUAUAUCUACAGUCAGUGCUGCCCAGGCUCACUCCCUGGACAUAACAGACUUGACGAUUGUCAAUAAAUUCACCAUAACUGUCUCUAGUGAUGGAUACGCCAACUUUUGGGACAACAAGCAAGAUGAAGUUCAUGAUCCAAAGCAGUUUGUUCAUAAGGAACUUAUAAAUGAACUUGGUGUCCACCAUGUGGCUAGCUAUGAAAACAAUUUGCCCUCAUCCAGCAUAAGAAUAGUAUUUUUGGCCUUUGCUAGCUUUGAUGGAAGCGUAGUCUUCAAAUACUACAUUAACGAUGACAUAUCCACUUUAAAGUCGUUCGAACCUGUGAAGCCAGUGACCAAUUCCUGGGCACCUGUGUUUCAUAAAGAUCCUGAAUCGAAGCAAGACUACUUCAUCUGUACUAAGGCGGAUGGUACAACCACAGUGUAUUCAUUCACUGUGGCAGCCCAUGAAGACGAUGUUAGUGUUGAUAUCACCUUGGAAAAAUUUGGUGAUUUGGAUGCGAACGCCUCUUCAUUCCCUACAUCCAUAGCUGUGUCAGAAACGAUUGACAAAAAAGUGGCCAUUGGUUAUGCUAAUGGUGAUGUUUUGUUGUACGACCUUUUAUCAUUGAAAACCGUCUACACUUUUCACUCCACCGAUUUACAGAUUUCCCAUAAAUCUAAGACUUCCAGAUCUAUUCCUAGGGUUUUAAGAUUCUCUCCUGGAGGAACAAUAUUGGCGAUUGCUAGGGAUAACCAAUCUUCAGGAUCAAUCACUUUAUACGACGUUCAAUUUGGAGAGAAUAUUGGCUCUUUAACUACCCCAAGUCAUUCAGCCAAAAGCACUAUUGGAGGCUUUGCCCACGAAGGAUGGAUUAUGGGAUUGAGUUUUGAUGAAGAAGGUAAAAACUUGGCAAGUUGUGGAUUUGAUAAAUGUGUCAGGGUUUGGAACUUAGAUACUAGAGAAAGGGAGUCUACUAUUACCGUUUCAAUUAGCGACCUAGAGGAUACGGAACACGAUGAGUUCGAUAAAACAGUAUUAAGCGGAGUUGAGUUUAUCAAGAAAAAGGUUAGAGGAGGUGCAGGUGGGGACACUAACGAAGGUUUGUGUGUAAUUAGUUUUGAUAGAGGUAUUAGAUGGUACAGGGAAGCGGGUGGUAUCUAG
This is a messenger RNA of Suhomyces tanzawaensis NRRL Y-17324, 1158 nucleotides long. It is a transcript of the gene SKI8, whose product is annotated as SKI complex subunit WD repeat protein. Gene Ontology annotation, cellular component: Cdc73/Paf1 complex. The coding region runs from base 1 to 1158 and encodes 385 amino acids. Lineage: Eukaryota; Fungi; Ascomycota; Pichiomycetes; Serinales; Debaryomycetaceae. The record is from RefSeq and is a predicted model, not a curated record. Gene Ontology annotation, molecular function: protein binding. The transcript has a single exon.